UCCAUCAAUCCACUCCGAAUCUCCUUGUUUUGCAGUCUUGCUCUAUCUAGGUUGGGGCCUUGUACAACACUGCUUCAAAUAUAUGUGCCCUUAAGGCAUAGUGUUCAUGGGGAUAAAAAAACUAUGUUGGGUUUCAAGUGGUACCUGAACGUCUAUACCUUGAAUAAAGUUUCCCUUAAGAUUCCACAAGAGAGUCUUCUAUUCUCAUUUUAGAACAGAAUAUAUUUGAUAUAUUGUUCAAUACCAAUGUGGACACAUGGACAAUGCUUUUUCACUAUCAAACUAUGGUGUAAUCUUUAUUUUGUUUCGUCCCACAUGAAUGAAACGGCUCGCUACUUAUUUCCUUUGUUUAUUACCACAUGCAUGUUAAGCACACCAACCAUUCACCAAAAAAAAGCACACCAACCAUUAGACAUGUAUUUCCAUUACUAAUAGUAAGAUCCAAAAGAAUAAUAUCUGCACUCAGUUAUUCAGUGAAUUGCUCUGCGAUUAAAUUGUGCCUCACCAACAUUUCUAUGAGUAUACUAUUUAUACGCCCAUACACAGAGUAAUUGCUAUUUAUUUUUUAAUUUAUUACCACAUUCCUGCUAACGAGUACCAACUUUCAAAAGCACAAAUACAUGAACUAUUUGAUUUCAUUGUCGCUGAGUUGGAAAGAUUUGUUGAGACGGAAGGAGAUGAUGUCCACUUGCCUGUGGGCAGGCAUAGGGAACUGGGUUUCACCUUUCCUUUCGUACUACACCAAACCUUGAUAUCGUUAGGCACCCUCGUUAAGUGGAAAAAGGGAUUUUGCAUCAAUGGAAUGGUAAAAAUCAAAUGAUCGCAGUACAUACUUGGCUGACAGAAUGAUAUACUAAUAACAGUAAAUUUAGGAUUCUUUUAGUAUCCAAAAAAUGGUGGUUCUUAUCCUUUCUUGUCACUUCACGUGUCAUUGAUUUAUUCUCCCAUUGUCCAGAGAAACACUGACUUUGUUAUCCAAUACCAGUGGUUAUGCUCUUGGGUCAAUAUUCAGGAUAAUCACCAUUUAUUUAGCAACUACACCUACAAUAAUGUCAUCCGGUGGAAUCACGUGUUGUUGCUAAUCAGGUCUUCUCCUUGCUUUCUUUUGCGGAAACUCUGUAUUGACAACACUGCCUUACAUUUGGCAGUCUGUGAUUAGUGCCUAUGUUAAUCCAUGAGCAAUUUUCUAAGAUCAGUCUUGCUGUUUUUUUAUGAAAACCAUUGGGGGCAUGUGAGAUCUCUUGGAGCAUUUUUUGUAUCAUUCUUACUGUGAGUAUUUAAUCUUCUGGUCUGUUGCUUUUUAAUAGAUGAUGGACAUUUAAGGCAUGCUGAGAUAAUUUCUCUUUGUAUUGUUCUAGCCCGUGAGUGUAUCUAACGUUGUAGUUUAUUGCUUCUAAGUUUUUGACUGGUUGUUUUGACGAUGUCUUCGACCUAUGUGUCCAGAUUAAAUUUCAGCCCCUCACAACGCAGUUAGUAUUUGCAGGAUCUAAGACGACACAUAUCCCACUUCUGCCCGUCAUGCUAAUUUGGGUGCUUUUUUGGAGGUGUGGGAUUGGGCAGUGCUAUAGCUCUGUUAUUUUCCUUAUCUAUGUGGUUUCUUUGUACUAUUUCAUAGGUUGGGAAGCAGUCAAUGGGUGAUUAUCGAAUGUGUCGGAACUUCCAAGCAAAUGUCUCUCUGUGGCUAAAAUAAAUCUUAUUUCCCCUCAAGUCACUAAACUGCAAUGGGUAGUUGGUCGGUCGCUGUCAAUUGAAUGUGGGAAUUGAAAUGUCUUGCCGUUUUACAAUUCUUGUUUUGCUUCACAAUAUUCUCUGUUAAAUAGACCUGUUAGUAUCUAUGAAACUACUACGCUUGCUUUGCUUUAUGAAUGAACACUUGUCUCCUGCAGUUUUUACCGUGUCUUAUAUUCGAACCACUACGCUCAUCUGGUCUGCCUCUUUUUUCUUUUGCUGAAUUAUACAUGUUGUCAUGCAAAGACAUUAACAAAUAUGAAAGCUUCGAGAGUGCGCGCAAUUUUGCCUCUCAAGAGGCGCCACCUGGUGGCGCCCCAGCCACUAGUAAUUUUGCAAGUAGCGGCGGCUGGACGGACCUCCCAAGCGAUCUCCUUGGCCGCAUCUUGCAACUCCUUGAGCUCCUCGAAGCUCUCGCUGCCGCAGCCGUUUGCACUUCAUGGUGCUCAGCCGCAGCGGCCGCCGGCGUCCCUCGUGGCCUCACGCCGUGGCUCAUUAGCUGGAAACCCGACAACUGCCGGAGCAGCGAGUUCCGGAACCUCAUCGGCACCCGCGAGACCCACAAGGUUAGCUUGCCCACCGGGCGGCGCAACCCCGAGUUGUGUGGAGCCUCGCAUGGAUGGCUCGUCGCGUCGGACGAGCUCUCCAAGAGUGAAUUGCAAAAAACAUUGACACUUCAGGCUGGUUUGCAGAAACCACACAUAUACAAAAUUAUGCCAAAAAGCAUUAAUUUUUUUCAUAAUUUUUUGCAAAAAACACUAGUUGCUCAUUUGGACCGUUUUAAGUGCGUUUAUGACAGGGGGCCGCAUCCGUCGACGUGGCAUCACUGUUCACACGGCAACGCCGUUAGGCGGCGUUACACGCCGUCGGCGCACCGGUUCGAGCCGGGCGGGUCAAACACCCCGAAGCGGUGCAGGCCCACCCCCAGCCCUCACUCUCUCCUGUCCUUCUCCCUCUCUUUGCUCCCGCUCGUUCGCCGCUGCUGUCCCCUCCCACAUCUCCGACCGCCGUCGCCGUCGCGUCGCCAUGGUGUCCUGGUCUGAUGACGACAGCAGCGAGAACUCUCACAAGUACGCCGACUCAGCUUCAGACGAGGGCAUCAUCAAGGUGAGUUGCUUGAGCUCAAGCUAGGGUUAGGGCUGCGAUUUGGGGAUUUUUCUGUUGAGCUUGAUCUGAAGUUUUGUUGUCUUUCCUUUGCACCUCCAAAUCCCUAAGACCAUGGAUGACUCCGAUUUCGAGGGCACUAAACCUGAUGCUUUGUGCAAUGAACUCCCUGCCAGCAGAGAGGCGUGUUGCUUUCCAGGGCAUCCAUACUGGCAGGAGGUUCCUUGCUUGUGCUGUGAAGGUAUAUGCCAAAUCUAUGCUAAUCUGGUCACUGUUUAGUGCUGAUUUUAUAGUUAGCAGAUCUGGUGUGCUAGUUGCUCAGUGAGGUCAUUGUUUAUAUGUGAGCAUGUGCAGAGUAUUGUUAGCAGAUCUGGCAUGUUAGUUAGGUUGCUAAUUAGUUAUGUAUUUUUUGUGAUAGUGGUGGGUUAGUGAGGUCAUUGUUUAUAUGCCAGUAUGUGCAUAGGGUUGGGAGCACUGAUUGAGACUUCUUACUUUAUAGCAUAUGGAUUAGUGAGCACUGUAAUUGUUUAACUCAUUGUGUCAUAUAGCUAGCUCAUACCUGUUUGUUUAACUCAUUCUGUUACUUUAUACCUGUUUGUUACUUUAUAGCAUGUGGAUUAGUGGGCACUUUACACCAUUUGUUACUUUAUAGCAUUGUGUUACUUUAUACCUGUUUAACACUAAUAUUAUAGGAGGGAAGAAACCGUGGGCUAGUUGAAUGGGUUGAUCCAUUUUGGCCAGCUACAAUGGAGAAUGCAUUGACCAAGUUGUGGGAUAAGUAUGAAGAGUGCAGGAGGAGCAAGAUUGAGGACAAUAUGGAAAGCUCAUUUGCUGUUCACAAUCUGACACAACAGAAGAUCAAGCUGCAGGCAAGUUAUGAGAGGUUGGUUGAAGAUGUCAACGGUCUUUUGGAUGCACAGGAGCAGAGGGCUCAGAUGGAGAGAGGUAAGAUGCAAAACAACCUUAAGAGAGCAAGCUGCAGGAGAAGUAUGACAUGCUCAAGAACCUGACAGUUGCUCAAGCCAAUGUCAUCAGGAACAUGAAGUUGAAGCUUGCUGAAGAGAAGAUUAAGUUGCAGGCCCACAUUGAUGAGCUUGAGAAGGUUGUGGAGCAGACCAAGCUAAAGCUGAAUGGGAUCAAGGCCAUCUUAGAUGAAUGUGCAGUAUAAUGUAAUAUGCUGCUUAUUAGUACCACCAGCAUGGUUAUGGGAUGAUGAGUACUAUAAUUAUGGUUAUGUAAUGACUACUAUUAGAUGAAUGAUCUAGUAAUAUCUGAAUUAUGGUUAUGUAAUGUACCUAUUCAGCAUUAAGCAGUAUCGUGUAAUAUGGUACUCAUUAGUUAUGAUUAUGUAUGAAUCUUCCAGUUAUGCUGAAUCUCAUGAUGUUGGUUGGUUUUGUCAAUGCCGAGAGACCCUAGACUCACUUGCUAGUUUAGUCGACGCCGAGUGACCCUAGACUCACUUGGUUGGUUUUGUCGAUGACGAGAGACCCUAGACUCACUUGCUAGUUUUGUCGACGCCGAGUGACCCUAGACUCACUUGGUUGGUUUUGUCGAUGACGAGAGACCCUAGACUCACUUUGGUGGGUUUCUCGACGCCGAUAGACCCUAGACUCACUUUGGUGGGUUUUUCGACGCAGAGUGACCCUAGACACACUUUGGUGGGUUUUUCGACACCGAGUGACCCUAGACUCACUUUGGUAGGUUUUUCGAUGCCGAGUGACCCUAGACCCACUUUGGUGGGUUUUUCGACGCCGAGUGACCCUAGACUCACUUUGGUGGGUUUUUCGACGCCGAGUGACCCUAGACUCACUUUGGUGGGUUUUUCGACGCCGAUAGACCCUAGACCCAUUUUGGUGGGUUUUUUGACGGCGAGUGACCCUAGACUCACUUUGGUGGGUUUUUCAACGCCGAGUGACCCUAGACCCACUUUGGUGGGUUUUUCCACGCCGAGUGACCCUAAACUCACUUUGGUGGGGUUUUCGAUGCCGAGUGACCCUAGACUCACUUUGGUGGGUUUUUCGACGCCGAGUGACCUUAGACUCACUUUGGUGGGUUUUUCGACGCCGAGUGACCCUAGACUCACUUUGGUGGGUUCUUCGAUGCCGAGUGACCCUAGACUCACUUUGAUGGGUUUUUGACGCCGAGUGACCCUAGACUCACUUUGGUGGGUUUUUCGACGCCGAGUGACCCUAGAAUCAUAGUAAGCAUCAUCGCCACCAGAAUCACCAGCAUCACAACCAACAAACUCAGCAUCUAGUCUAUCCAAAGGCAACAUAUAACAUAAACAUCCAAGACAACCAACAUUGCCAGGUUCUCACAUCCAUCCAAGCCAACAUUUAAGAUAAACAUCCAAGUUCUCACAACCAACAAUGGUUCAAAGCCAACAUAGGCAUCAUAUGUUCUGAAAGCCAACAAAGGCAUAAUCUAGUUGAAAGCCAACAAUGACAUCGUAGGUUCUGAAAGCCAACAAAGGCAUAAUCUAGUUCACAGCCAACACAAAGCCAUCACAUGCCAACAAAGACAAAGGCAUCUAGUUCCCAGAAGCAUAGAAGUACUCUUUCAACUUGUAUGAAGAAGUCCUUUUUCUUCCACUCUGUCUUGGAGCUUGAAAAGUUGACAUGUUUCCUGCAGUAGAGGUAGAGGCUAUGCCAGCAUUGGUAGCUUUCUUCCUGGGAGACCUCCUUGGAGGAGUAGCAGGUGUAGUGGCAGCAGGUGUAGCUUUCUUCCCAGGAGACCUCCUUGGAGGAGCAACAUGUGUAGUGGCAGCAGGUGUAGGAGCAGCAGUUGAUGGAG
Triticum urartu is the source of this 5625-nucleotide messenger RNA. The record is from RefSeq and is a predicted model, not a curated record. Lineage: Eukaryota; Viridiplantae; Streptophyta; Magnoliopsida; Poales; Poaceae.